Molecule: messenger RNA, 5216 nt
Organism: Gopherus flavomarginatus (Mexican gopher tortoise)
Lineage: Eukaryota; Metazoa; Chordata; Testudines; Testudinidae
Product: C-type lectin domain family 2 member E-like
Exons: 6
Coding region: 1-978 (325 amino acids)
Source: RefSeq, a predicted model, not a curated record
AUGCCAAGCAGAGUAAGCCCUGCAGCUGAGCAGGCAGGCCUAGGUGGGGAGCAGGAGGACAGAGCAGCUGUCCUGGGAGGCCACCUGGGUCCUAGUGCCCUAGUACCUGCCUGUUUCCUGGACAAUGGAAGAGCGACCACUCCUAGGCCGCUUCGCAGCUGGGAUGGAGCCUGCAGGGGCCCAGAGGGAAGGAGCAGGGGGGAUUUCUCCUCGGUCUAUGUCAGGAGCCGCUGGGGACCUGCUCGGGGAACAAGGGGAGAGAGCGCCGCUAACAAGCACAACACCCCCGGGAACCCCGGAAGAUCGCAGCUCGCCCUGCACUCAGUGGGCACCCACAGUGAGCCCCAGGUUCGCAGCGCGUCGGGAGAUCGGAGUCCCGUGUGUGAUCCUGUAACUGGGAGCCCUUCGUUACCAUCUAAUGCAACUUUCUGGAUACGAACGCUGUCCGGAUGCCGGGAGCUCUUCAGUCGAGUGAAGGAAGCUGUGUCCGGCCUUUUCUCAUGCCAGAAUCGCAUCGCUGGAACUGUUUCUGUUGCUGUUGUGAUUUUGCUAUUGGUCCUGGUAAUUUUCCUGAUUGUAUGGUAUUUCUCCGAUAAAGAACCUCCCAUCACCCUGCCCUCUGAGCCAUGCCCUGAGGACUGGCUGUACUUCAAAAGGAAAUGUUAUUACCUCUCAGAGAAGGAGGAGGACUGGGACUCCAGUCAGAGCUUCUGUUCCCUUUAUGAAGCUUCACUUGCUGUGAUUGAAAACCACCAAGAAAUGCAUUUCCUCACUAAGCGUAUGCAUAUGCAAGACUCCUGGAUUGGACUGCGCAAGCGAGAAGAAGGCUUCUACUGGGUCAAUGGCAUUCCACUUACAACAGACAUGUUUCACAUUCAGGAUCAUGAAGAAUGUGCCUACACAGAUUCAUCUAGUAUCUCUACAUCAGCAUGUUCUUUACCCAGGCACUGGAUCUGCAGCCGCCAUCCCUUCAAGUGAACAGUGCAAGGGGUUCUUUAACAACCAAAAGUGGGCCAGAGUUGUAUCAUCACUUCAAAAAAGUGGCACUUCUAGCCCCACAGCACCAGGGGUGAAAGUAACAUAAAACUCUUACCAGUACGGGGGCCCGGCUCCAGGCGCCUGGAAGGGGUAGGGCUUCAGGUGCAAGGGGCAGGGUUAGGGGAGUCAGCCUUCCCCAGCCAGCCCUUCCAUGCUGCACACCACCCAGGACUCCGGCAACAGUUUAAAGGGCCUGGGGCUCUGGCCACUGCUGCAGUAGCAGCAGCAGCUAGGAGCCCCGGGGCCUUUGAAAUCACCGGGCCCUGGGGCAGCUGCCCCUUUUGCCCCCCAGUCAGCAGCCCUAGGGGGGGCAAAACGGGCAACGAUGUUAAAGCGCUGCUGCAGCAGCGCUUUAACGUCAGCUGUGUACAGGCAGUACCGGCCCACUUUCACCUCUGCACAGCACACUCCAACAUCUACUGACUCGCAAACACUACUCCCUGCAACACCCCAUCCCUUCAUGUUAUACUGGGGCUUUGGUGUUAGCACUGACUCACAAGAAAAGUGCCCACCACUGAGUUGCUUAUACCAUUCCUUGAAGCACAGCACCACCUAGAUCCAUAAUAUGAUCAGGAAUGAUUCAGAGAGAAGAGUAGCCCUUACUGAGUUACAAACAAUUUCCUGCUGCACCUGGGUUUUUCUUGUAGCUCUUCCAUCAACAUACUAACCAGACCAGUUCCUUCCAAGCUUCUGCAAGCUCCGAUAAGUUCAUUGACUGAGACAGCAUUGUAAGCAGGAACUAAGAAACAAGAAAAUGCUAUAGUUUCUCUCACUUUGAAGGUGAUAUGGGCUAAUGCUACUAGGAAUGCUACCAGGAAUCACUCAGACGAUGUAAUCUAAACAGACAACUCACAAUGUGUUUUUGGUUUUUGACCUGGUGAGAGUGGAGCUUUGUAUCAUUUAUUGAUAUUUAACUUUUUAAAAACAAAUCUUUGUUUUUAAAGAAAUCUUUGUUACUAAGCUUUCAAGAUACAGUAGCAAGAAAGAUUGGUUCUGCUUUGAGUAGAAGGUUGGACUAGAUGACCUCCUGAGGUCCCUUCCAACCCUGAUAUUCUAUGAUUCUAUGAAAGGUGCUGUUGUGCUGGAAGAUGUUAAUGGCUGAAAUCAAUAACAGACCUAGUUAAGGACCCUUCUUUCAGGCUAAAUGGAAGGAACAACUAAAGCCACAUAUGAGAAAUGGAAACAAUAGGAGGCAGGAGGCAGGAGGAACAAGAAUAUAUAAGUGUGCACGCAUUCAUGUUCAGGGUAAUGUCAGAGGUACAGAGGGUAGGGGAAAACUGGGAUGUGAGUACACAACUGAAAGUAGGAGGUUCAAGUGUGACAGAAUAUAUCCUGUAUUCACACCCUAUACACUAUGGCAAUAAUAGGUGUGUUUAAACAGAGAAUACAAAAACAAAGUGAAAUCACAGAAGAGUUUGUUUCUUCAGCCUUAGAUCAAUCAAUCAUGAAUUUAAGGAGGCUGAGUCCCUGCUAAGAGUUGCCUUUCACAGGGGAAUACUUGUGACUGGACAGCAGGGGAAUAAGAAGUUUAAAUACUGGUGGGGGGACGGCCUUGUAAAGUAUCAUUUGAAAACUCAUAAUGUGCUGGUCAGUAUUGUCCUGAUAAAAUAUGUGUGGCAACAUUAUAUGUGAAGUUAUAAGGUUCCCCUGUAGGUUGUUAUUAACACAUGUUCCCAACCCCAUAGCUCUGCCCAAGCAGAAGUUUGCAAAUACGUCUGUCCUAAACAAAGACAUAUAUGUUUUUUUUAAUUUGCAUUUAAGCAGUAAAUGAAGUCAUCAUGCUGGAAGGGAAAACAAAGGAAGCUCAGACAGGUGGAAAAGAAACCAGCAGGGAACAUCCUUCCACACAGACUCUUUGUCUCUUUGUUUUCAGCUGGAAAUGUUUUUCAAGAGGCAGACUGGAACUAUAAAAAAGGAAGGGCAAGCAUCCCCAAGACACCCCUCCCUCUCUCUAUCUGUCUCUGACUUCUCACCUAAGAAGACAAAGGAAAACAGCUGUUUGACUAUUGGGGUGGGGGAGGGGGCUAACCUGAAGAGUUUAGUCAGUAAUCUUGCUGAAAGCAUGUGCUGAGAAAUUUUGCUUGAAUCUAAUUGUUAAAUUAUUGUAACCAUUUCUGACUUUUAUACCUCAUUACUUGUACUCACUUAAAAUCUCUCUCUUUGUAGUUAGAACAUAAGAAUGGCCAUACUGGGUCAGACUAAAGGUCCAUCUAGCCAAGUAUCCUGUCUUCCGACAGUGGCCAAUGCCAGGUGCCCCUGAGGGAAUGAACAGAACAGUUAAUCAUCAAGUGAUCCAUCCCCUGUUGCCAAGCUUCUGGCAAAUGGAGGCUAGGGACACCAUCCCUGCCCAUCCUGGCUAAUAGCCAUUGAGAGGCCUUAUCCUCCAUGAACUUAUCUAGUUCUUUUUUGAUCCCCGUUAUAGUCUUGGCCUUCACAACAUCCUCUGGCAAGGAGUUCCACAGGUUGACUCUGUGCAUUGUGGUAAAAAAUACUUCAUUUUGUUUGUUUUAAAUCUGCUGCCUAUUAAUUUCAUUUGAUGACCCGUAGUUUUUGUGUUAUGACAAGGAGUAAAUAACACUUCCUUAAUUACUUUCUCCACAUCCAGUCAUGAUUUUAUAGACCUCUAUCAUAUCUCCCCUUAGCUGUCUCGUUUCCAAUCUGAAAAGUCCCAGUCUUAUUAAUCUCUCCUCAAACGGAAGCCAUUUCAUACCCCUAAUAUUUGUUGUUGCCUUUUUCUAAAGCUGUUCCAAUUCCAAUAUAUCUUUUUUGAGAUUGGGCGAACAUAUCUCCAACCAGUAUUCGAAGUGUGGGCUUACCAUGGAUUUAUAUAGAGGCAAUAUGAUAUUUUCGGUCUUAUUAUCUAUCCCUUUCUUAAUGAUUCCCAACAUUCUGUUUUGCUUUUUUUGACUGCCAUUGCACAUUGAGUGGAUGUUUUCAGAGGACUAUCCACAAUGACUCCAAGAUCUUUCUUGAGUGGUAACAGCUAAUUAAGAACCCAUCAUUUUGUAUGUAUAGUUAAGAUUAUGUUUUCCACUGUGUAUUACCUUGCACUUAUCAACACUGAAUUUCAUCUGCCCAGUCACUCAGUUUUGUGAGAUCCCUUUGUAACUCUUUGCAGUCAGCUUGAGACUUAACUAGCUUGAGAAGUUUUGUAUCAUCUACAAAUUUUGCCACCUCAAACUUGUUUUUAUGGCUGUCAAGCAAUUAAAAAAAAUAAUUGUGAUUAAUUGCAUGAUUAAUCCCAUUGUUAAAUAAUAUUUAAAAUACCAUUUAUAUAAAUAUUUUUGGGGUUUUCUGUAUUUUCAAGUAGAGGCUCAGGGCUGAGAGCUCUGAGCUUCAGCCCUGCUUGGGGCUCCAGUCCUUCUUGGGGUAUGAGGCUCCAGCCUGACAAGAGGCCUCCAGUCCACCUUGCGGGGCUUGGGGCUCCAACCCUUCUGAGGGUACAGGACAUGAGGCUUCAGCUGCCUGGGAAGCUGAGGGAUAGGGCUACUGGGGAAGCUGUGGGCUGAGACUGCUCCAGUCUCCCCGCCAUCUGGGAAGCUGCUGCAGUUCCCCCUGCUACCUCCGGAGCUGCAAGUUGGGGCUGCUCUUCUCCCCACCACCACCUGCGAAGCUGUGGCCUGGGGCUUCAGCCCCCACUCCUCCAUUGCCUCCAGCCCUGCCCACAAGGCGUGCGAUUAACACAUUAAAAAUUAAUGUAUUAAUUUCGAUUUCAGUUAAUCACAGGUGCUAACUGCGAUUAAUUGACAGCCCUACUUUUUUAUUGUUUUAUCUCCUCCAGUGUGUUUAAGCUGACAUGCCUGGACAAAUAUUUUAGCCCCCAUUAGUCUGAAUUGUACCUGGUAUGUCACAAGGUGCAUGCACACGUGUGUGCAGGGUAAUGUAGGAGGUACAUGAGGGAGCGGGAAACUGGGAUGUGUGUGCACAGGUAAAAGUAGGAGGUUCAAGAGGCAGAUGGAAUUUGAGAGAUGUGUGUAUGCAAGGAAAUUUGGAGACUAGAAGAGAGAGGAAAACGGAUUUAAACCUUGGCUGCUUGGCGCUGCUCCUGAGUGGUGUAAAGCAGCCAGGGUAUGCUGGUUAGUCUUGGCCAGAAAAGUUAAAAUUAAAAGCAAUAAUUUAAAGUUGUUUCUUCAUAUCUUCAAAUCAUUGGAAGUAUCACAUGGUAAUGUUCCUUGUGA